UUCCUGUACCUCUUUCUCCUCUGGGUACCAGCUCCUUACUGUCCUGUAGGCGUUCGUGCUUGUGGCCAAGAGAAGGAGGACUUAAAUUCUUUAAAUCUCAAAAGAGAGCUCCCUCCUUCCCGCCCCCUUCCUUUCUGUCUGCAGGUCCACGGGUCUGCAUUCACUGACAUCUCGAGGCAAAAAAAAAAGAAGAGGAAACUAUCCUGAAUCCUCACAGCUGGAAACAUCAUGCAAAAAACCUGCAAAGAAAAUGAAGGAAAGCCCAAAUGCAGCAUACCAAAGAGAGAAGAAGAACGCCCCUAUGGAGAAUUUGAACGUCAGCAAACAGAAGGGAAUUUUAGGCAAAGGCUGCUUCAGUCUCUCGAGGAAUUUAAAGAGGACAUAGAUUAUAGGUAUUUUAAGGGUGAAGAAAUGACAAGGGAGAGAGAUGAGAUGGAAAGGUGUUUGGAAGAGAUAAGGGGUCUGAGAAAGAAAUUUAGGGCUCUGCAUUCUAACCAUAGGCAUUCUCGGGACCGUCCUUAUCCCAUUUAAUGCAUUUCUUCUCUGAGUUCAACUAUUUUUCUGUUACUUAUAUUACCACCAUUGGUUUCUUUUUGUCUGAAUUUUCUUGCUAAAUAUUGCUACCAUUUUACCCCUAUCCUUCAGUGUUCCUUUGAUUUGCAUAUGACUCCUGUUUCCAACAUUUCAUCUUUUGACUCAAUCUCACUCAUUUAAUAAGGAUGUUUCAUUCAUUUGCAUGGGAAGAUGCUCACUGUAUAUUGUAAAGUGAAAAUAAUAAGUUGCUAAACAGUGCGUGUAUGUGUGUAUAUA
This is a messenger RNA of Hyaena hyaena (striped hyena), 810 nucleotides long. RefSeq names its product transcription elongation factor A like 7 (gene TCEAL7). The transcript is spliced from 3 exons. The coding region runs from base 229 to 531 and encodes 100 amino acids. The record is from RefSeq and is a predicted model, not a curated record. Lineage: Eukaryota; Metazoa; Chordata; Mammalia; Carnivora; Hyaenidae.